GAACUCAAGCUGUAGCUAAAACCCUUUUGGCACCUGCAGUUACUCAUCAAACUCAAAAUUCCCAAAUGCCUUGAAAAUCAUGACACCGAAAUAUGUGUCUUACAACAAGAAAAGAGCAUUCCCUGUUCGGAACUUUCUUGGGAAGAGAAAACCUAUGGCUUGGGAGUAAGUCAAUAAAGGGGAUGAUUAUCAACAACUCUUAACAAAAGUUGAUAUUCUUGUAUGCCAAAGAUAAAAAGACACGGGAGAUUGAAGAAGUCACGACAAUCCAACAUAAAAACAACUUGCAGCUUUUGCAGCAAGAAGAAAUUUUAGUGAGAAUACCGCCAGAAGAGGUAUCUUCAAGCUAGCGACAAUGAACCCACUAUCUGCUCCUCAUCAUCAAGAAGACUAUAAAUUGAAAGACACAAAGCCACAGCUUGGAGAACGAUGGCCACAUGGAGGGAUACGCGGUGCAGGCGGUUGGAUAAGCAGUGAAAGAGCUACAAGCACUUAUGAUCUUGUUGAACAGAUGUUUUAUCUGUAUGUUCGAGUUGAGAAAGCCAAAGAUCUUCCUACAAACCCUCUGACCGGGAACUGUGAUCCUUACGUUGAAGUGAAAGUUGGAAAUUACAAAGGGAAAACAAAGCACUUCGAGAAGAAAACAAACCCUGAAUGGAAAGAGGUUUUUGCAUUCUCCAAGGACAAGAUUCAGUCGUCAGUUCUUGAGGUAUUUGUCAGGGACAGAGAGAUGGUGGCCAGAGAUGAGUACAUAGGGAGGGUGUUAUUUGACAUGCAUGAAGUGCCUACAAGGGUUCCACCAGAUAGCCCUUUGGCACCACAAUGGUACAGACUAGAAAACCGUCGAGGUGAUAGCAAGGUGAAAGGAGAGAUUAUGCUUGCAGUUUGGAUGGGGACACAAGCUGAUGAAGCUUUCCCUGAGGCAUGGCACUCAGAUGCUGCCACAGUUCAUGGAGAGGGUGUUUUCAAUACCCGAUCAAAAGUUUACGUUUCACCCAAAUUGUGGUAUCUCAGAGUUAACGUGAUUGAAGCUCAGGAUGUAGAGCCACAUGACAGAAGCCAAUUACCACAAGCUUUUGUGAAGGCUCAACUUGGAAACCAGAUACUCAAAACCAAGUUAUGUCCAACCCGAACGACUAACCCUCUCUGGAACGAGGAUCUGAUCUUUGUUGCAGCUGAACCAUUUGAAGAAGAGUUGGUACUUACAAUUGAAAAUAAAGUGACACCUGCAAAAGAUGAAAUUAUGGGAAAGAUACGUAUACCACUCAACAAAUUUGAGAGGCGCUUGGAUCACCGCCCGGUUCAUUCCAAAUGGUUCAAUCUCGAAAAAUUUGGGUUUGGUGUCAUAGAAGGAGAUAAAAGGCAUGAACUCAAGUUCUCCAGCAGGAUUCAUCUGAGAGCCUGCCUUGAGGGUGCUUAUCAUGUUCUAGAUGAAUCAACAAUGUAUAUAAGCGACCAACGCCCCACUGCUAGGCAGCUAUGGAAGCAGCCAAUCGGGAUCCUCGAAGUAGGUAUCUUGAGCGCUCAAGGGCUCCUCCCAAUGAAACAGAGGGAUGGUAGGGGAACCACAGAUGCCUAUUGUGUUGCUAAAUAUGGCCUGAAGUGGGUGCGAACCAGAACAUUCCUUGAAAGCUUCAACCCAAAAUGGAACGAGCAGUACACUUGGGAGGUUUACGACCCUUGCACAGUGAUCACGCUGGGGGUAUUCGACAACUGUCACUUGGGUGGAAAUGAAAAACCAGCAUCGGGCAGUGGAGCAAAACUUGAUUCAAGAAUUGGGAAGGUUAGAAUCCGGCUAUCAACCCUAGAAACAGAUAGGAUUUACACACACUCCUAUCCACUCCUUGUUCUAAGUCCAUCAGGGGUGAAGAAAAUGGGGGAACUCCAAUUAGCAGUUAGAUUUACCUGCUUAUCUCUAGCAAGUAUGAUCUACCUCUACGGACACCCAUUAUUGCCAAAAAUGCAUUAUCUGCAUCCUUUCACCGUUAACCAGUUAGAUAGCCUGAGAUAUCAGGCCAUGAAUAUAGUAGCUGUGAGGCUUGGCCGGGCUGAGCCACCGCUAAGGAAAGAGGUAGUAGAGUAUAUGCUGGAUGUAGAUUCUCAUAUGUGGAGCAUGAGAAGAAGCAAAGCUAACUUCUUCAGAAUUGUAUCACUAUUUUCGGGUGUAAUCUCUAUGAGCAAGUGGCUUGGUGAAGUGCGUUACUGGAAGAACCCAGUAACUACAAUCCUUGUUCAUGUUCUAUUUUUCAUAUUGAUUUGCUAUCCGGAAUUAAUCCUCCCAACAAUUUUCCUAUACAUGUUCCUGAUCGGAAUAUGGAAUUACCGAUUCCGUCCAAGGCAUCCUCCUCAUAUGGAUACAAAACUUUCAUGGGCAGAAGCGGUUCACCCAGAUGAACUAGAUGAAGAAUUUGAUACUUUUCCUACUUCUAAGCAGCAAGACGUUGUGCGUAUGAGGUAUGAUAGACUGAGAAGUGUGGCAGGAAGGAUACAGACAGUAGUAGGAGACAUGGCGACACAAGGGGAGAGGUUUCAGGCACUGCUGAGCUGGAGAGACCCAAGAGCAAGCAGCCUCUUUGUAAUUUUCUGCCUCAUUGCGGCAGUAGUGCUGUAUGUGACACCCUUCAAAAUAGUUGCUUUGGUUGCGGGCUUGAUUUGGCUACGACAUCCUAGAUUUCGAAGUAAGCAUCCCUCCAUACCAAGCAAUUUCUUCAGGAGAUUACCAUCUCGUGCUGACAGCAUGCUUUGAAAGAAGACUCUA
Pistacia vera is the source of this 2758-nucleotide messenger RNA. RefSeq names its product FT-interacting protein 1. Lineage: Eukaryota; Viridiplantae; Streptophyta; Magnoliopsida; Sapindales; Anacardiaceae. Bases 356 to 2746 code for a protein of 796 amino acids. The transcript has 2 exons. The record is from RefSeq and is a predicted model, not a curated record.